AUGUCAGAUCCACUUGCUUCCUUUAUGCCUGCCCCAUUCAGUGAUGAUCCUGAAGUGAUCAGAAAACGAGAUCUCAUUGAUUACUCUACUCAAAUCACUCUAGAAGCUGCGAAAUCUGGAGAUAUAAGCCGACCGGUCCGUGUGUAUGCAGACGGUGUUUAUGAUAUGUUUCAUUAUGGUCAUGCGAAUCAAUUUCUGCAAAUAAAACAAGCCCUUCCCAAUGUUUAUUUGGUCGUUGGGGUUUGUUCCGAUGAAGAAACGCUGAAAUACAAAGGAAGAACAGUGCAACCAGAAGAAGAAAGAUAUGAAGCAAUUCGUCAUUGUAGAUAUGUGGAUGAAGUAUUUAAAGCAUCUCCGUGGACUUGUCCAAUUCCUUUUUUGAAAGAAUUAAAGAUAGACUUCAUGUCUCAUGACGCUCUUCCAUAUCAGGGACCACUCGGAGAAGAUAUUUAUGAGAAACAUCGAGAAGCUGGAAUGUUUUUAGAGACGCAGAGAACAGAAGGAAUAUCGACAAGUGACUCAAUUUGUAGAAUCAUCCGGGAUUACGAUACCUAUGUUCGCAGAAAUUUGCAGAGAGGUUACUCUGCGACUGAUUUGAAUGUUGGCUUCUUUACGACGAGUAAAUACGUCAUCCAGGAUACAGUAUUCGAAGUUCAAAAGAUGGGGCGUGGCCUACUUCAAACUUGGAAAUCGAAAUCUGACUAUUUGAUCGAUGGAUUUGUGAAAACGUUUGCCGGCGAUGCCACAAAUAUUCCACCGCCAAAACCAGAAGAUUUGGAAAACGUUGAAAUUUGA
Messenger RNA from Caenorhabditis remanei, 795 nucleotides. RefSeq lists its product as uncharacterized. The transcript is spliced from 5 exons. Gene Ontology annotation, biological process: CDP-choline pathway. Gene Ontology annotation, molecular function: choline-phosphate cytidylyltransferase activity; phosphatidylcholine binding. Bases 1 to 795 code for a protein of 264 amino acids. The record is from RefSeq and is a predicted model, not a curated record. Lineage: Eukaryota; Metazoa; Nematoda; Chromadorea; Rhabditida; Rhabditidae.